Messenger RNA from Acipenser ruthenus (sterlet), 2722 nucleotides. Its product is annotated as protein NYNRIN-like. The transcript has a single exon. Lineage: Eukaryota; Metazoa; Chordata; Actinopteri; Acipenseriformes; Acipenseridae. Bases 137 to 1339 code for a protein of 400 amino acids. Gene Ontology annotation, molecular function: nucleic acid binding. The record is from RefSeq and is a predicted model, not a curated record. Gene Ontology annotation, biological process: DNA integration.
UCUGCUGCCAAAAGCCAUUUCUGAUUGUAAAUGCCAGGCACACACUAACGCUUCUGAUCCUGUCUCUCAAGGGAAUGCUGUUGCAGAUGCUGCUGCUAAAGCAGCGGCCGCAUCAACUCAGGCCCCUGUGCUCCAAAUGGUGUCAUUACCUGCCUUAACUGAAUCUGUAUUUUCUUUACAGGAUGUAGCUGACUUACAACACAGUGUGGGACCUGCCGAGAUAGCUCUGUGGAAAAACAAAUGCUCUUAUGAUUCUACUCAUAAGAUUUGGCGAGGACCCACUGGGUUGCCUGCCCUUCCCUGUUCAUGUUUCCCUUAUGUAGCUAAGUUGGCACACGGCCAAGACCAUGUGUCAAAGGGAGGGGUGGUGAAUGUUGUUAACAAUUUUUGGUUUGCUCCAGGUUUUUCUACAUAUGCUAACCAAUUUUGUGCUAAAUGUGUGAUUUGUAUGACCAACAAUGUAGGCCGCAGCAUGCCCAUGUCCGUAUCAGCUCAUCCGAGGCCUGAGGGCCCUUUCGAACAUGUCAUGAUGGAUUUUAUUGAAUUAACACCUUGCCAAGGUUACAAGUACUGCCUUGUGAUAAUUGACGCUUUUUCUAAAUGGAUUGAAGCAUUCCCCUGCAGACAUGCCACAGCUAUGGCAGUAGCAAAAAGCCUGAUGAGCGAGAUUAUACCCCGAUGGGGUCUGCCAUCUAAAUUGACAUCUGACAAUGGUUCUCAUUUUGUGAACAGUGUGGUACAGAACAUUUCUGAAAGCCUACAAGUUGAUUUACGCACACACUGUAGCUACCACCCCGCAAGCGGAUGCUUGGUGGAGAGAGCGAACCAAACAAUAAAAACUAAACUAACUAAGCUCAUGGCUGAAACAUGGCUCUCCUGGGUUACAGUAUUGCCAUUGGCCCUGAUGUACAUGCGCGGACGCACGCACAGUACUACAGGGCUAGCACCUCAUGAAGUAUUAACGGGACGCCCAAUGCGGAUGCUGAACACACCUUUUCCUCAAAAUAGGCUCACCCUAAUGGGAUGUGAGGAUGAAAUGGUAAAAUAUUGUGCUUCUCUUAACAAUGUUCUGAAGUCUAUUUUUCCCAGGGUAAAAGCUGCCCUACCCGAACUGAAGGAAGGGGCGCUCCACAAUCUCCUGCUAGGGGACUGGGUGAUCAUCAAAGACCUCCGCCGGAAGCAUUGGUAUCAACAACGCUGGACAGGUCCGUUCCAGGUGCUCCUGACAACGCAGACAGCGGUGAAAGUCGCUGAACGAUCAACCUGGGUCCACGCCAGCCAUUGCAGAAAAGUGCCCUAUAGCCCGAAGGGAGAUGUAUCGCCCCCUGGAACAACGUAGACGGCUCGGAUGGCCUUGGGACAAGUCAGCUUUGGACCCCCAGAGUCCUGACUGUUAUUUUUCUUGGCAGCAUAUUAACUGUGUUUCUCAUCUGGCUCUUAACUGAACUUAAAGAUAAUAAAAAAGAGCCAGAUAUUACAAACCACAGCUACGCUGAAAAUCGCACAGAACUCAGAACAAAAAGAACAUUGCACACAUGGAGUGCAGAACAUGAUCAAAAACAUGCGGACAACGGUUGGUGGGCAAUGCUCAACCAUACUGUACGGAACACUUUGAACAUUACUGACACUGGUUUAUAUAUGAUGUAGUGAUAUUGUUGUUGUUUUUGCUUAUCAUAACCUGCGUGAAAAAGUUAUGUACUAAAACUGUUGACACUGUUUUAAACAUGCCCCUGCUUACUAAUGAUGACCAGUGUAAUGAUUCAAAUGAUGACCCUUUCAACAAAAUGGCCAUCAAAAUGACCUGAUGGUCAUUUUGUUGAAAGGGUCAUCAUUUGAAUCACCUGAUGGUCAAAAUGACCUGAUGAGUUAAGAUAGUGGGGAAAAUCUGCAAGCGGGAUACGUUGGGUCGUCACUUUGUUCAUAUUACACUACAUGUUAAACUUUGUAAAUCAAGCUUUAACUUGUACUAUUGUGUGUGUUUGAAUCCAUUUUCUGAAUAAGGUUGAGACAAAGUCUCAAAAGGGAGGGAAUGUAAUAGAAAUGUUCCAGAAAAUAGAACUGGCUCGACAUAAUGUACUGGCAUUUUGUACUCCCAUAAACCUUGCUCACAUAACCUUGUAUGCUUUGCUAAAGUAACCGCAAGAUGCCUACACUGCAGCUGCGGCUGUGAGAUAAAAGGAUGAGCCAGAAGUCUUUUCACACGUAUACCCAAACCACCCAUCCUUUUUAUCUGCUUGCUUAGUUUUAUGCCACGUAUGCAUAGAUAUAAGUUGUUUCUCUUAUAUGCUAAUAUCUGAAUCAUCAUUGGCUAACCCUCUGCCUUGCUGACAGUUUUAAGGUAUAUAAGAAACUGAUCUAACUCUGUAUGUUGAAACACUGCUCGAUAAUUAUCUAGCACUCUGUGUUGAGAGUGUUUUCAGUUUGCAAACUUAAGAAAUAAAGGCCUGUGUGUUUGUAACUCGCAGUCUCUCUUCCUUUUAUUAGAAUUUCCACGACACCCUUAACCAAAAUUCACGAAGAGAGGGCUGCAGGAGGACUACAGUUCUGCUGAAGACUGGCGAAUUGUAGUGUAUUUUAUACAAAAAUGGAUAAUCCAGCUGUGCUUUUACACAAUUUUCUACACAUAUUUAAAUAAAACAAUAAAUCUGUACUCUUUCAGUUUGCUAUGUUUUGCCCAUACCUGUUGCCCAUGCUUUUUCCGCGGUUAUGGUUAUGAUUAACU